This is a messenger RNA of Microtus ochrogaster (prairie vole), 954 nucleotides long. Its product is annotated as vomeronasal type-1 receptor 4-like. Gene Ontology annotation, molecular function: pheromone receptor activity. The record is from RefSeq and is a predicted model, not a curated record. Lineage: Eukaryota; Metazoa; Chordata; Mammalia; Rodentia; Cricetidae. Gene Ontology annotation, cellular component: membrane. Gene Ontology annotation, biological process: G protein-coupled receptor signaling pathway.
AUGGUCACUCCAGUGUCCAGUGAAACGCUCUCCAUGUCUGCUCAUAACAAAGCCCUGAAAACCACUGAGGAAACUGCUCUCCAGAUCCUCCUGCUUUGCCAGAUUGGGAUUGGAACUGUGGCCAACAUCCUUCUGUUUAUCCAUAAUUUCUCUCCAAUCUUCGCUGGCAUUCAACUGAAGCCCACACAGGUGAUCCUUAGCCAUGUGGCUGUGGCCAAUGCCUUGAUUCUCCUCAUCACUGGGUUUCCAAACAAUAUGAUGGUUUUUGCUCCAAGAAAUCCUCUGACUGACCUCAAAUGUAAACUUCAGUACUUCAUUCGCCUGGUGGCUCGAAGCAUAAACUUGUGCUCCACUUGUGUGCUGAGCACUCAUCAGUUUGUCACUCUUGUUCCUGGUACUUGGGGCAGGGUCAUGCUCAGAGGAAAGGCCCCAAAUUUAGUGAGUUAUUCUUGUAACAGUUGUUGGUUGCUCGGCGUCUUAAAUAAUAUCUACAUUCCAAUGAAAGUCACUGGUCCACAGAAAACAGGCAAUGACACUGAUUCUAAAAGCAAGAUGGUCUGUUCCACCUCUGGUUUCAGUGUAGGCAUUGUCUUCUUGCGCUUUGCCCAUGAUGCCACUUUCAUCAGCAUCAUGACCUGGACCAGUGUCUCCAUGGUGCUUUUCCUAUAUAGACAUCACCAGCGAACGCAGUGUAUGUCAGUGUAUCCCAAUCAGAACCACAGAGGCCAUGCUGAGACCAGAGCAGCCCACACCAUCCUGUUGCUGGUGGUCACGUUUGUUAGCUUUUACCUCCUAAAUUUUAUUUGUAUCAUCUUUCAGACUGUUUUAAUGGGCUCUCGUUUCUGGUUGAGGCAUGUAGGUGAGGUUUUGGCUGUUAGCUUCCCCACCGUCUCUCCCUUACUGUUGCUCUCAAGAGAUCCUAAGGAUCCUUGUUCUUUGCUCUUCAAACAUUGA